AUGGCCAUCAAGCCGAAAGAUGCCGAGAUGGAUCCAGGUGAGAAGUGUGUCUUCCUGCUGAAGAAAUGCGUCAAGGUUCUGGAGAGUUAUGAGCCGAGAAAAACCACCGUGGAUGCUUUCAUGGAGGACUGUGCCUACCUAAAAGACAAGAAGAUUGGAGAGCAAGAGCUCAAAUUCAUUCACCAAGUCUUUUAUGGUUGCUGUCGAUAUCAGAAGUUUCUGAAAAUGUUUGUGACUAGCUUCAUGUACAAAUGUCCUGCUACAGCACUUCGGGCGGAGCAGACUCUCUACAUUGUGAUCGCCUACUUGCUCUUCUUCCGGCUGGAGGAGCUCACGGUGCCGCAGUUCCGGGAGUUCCUCUCGUGCGGCUACGGCACGCCGCCGGCGUUGCUGGCGCUGAUGCAGUACUCCUUAAGUGUGGAGGAGCUUGAGAAGUGGGUGAAGGUGGAGUGGUGUAAGAUCUAUGAUGUUGACUACAUCGAGCAGGAUGUGAUCGGCAAAUUGCAGAGCUUCAAAGACCAGCUGAAGUCGGUGGUGGAUGAGGUGGAAUACAAAGCCACCGGAACCAUCAAGGCGGCUGAUGGCACCUUCAUGGAGAAAGCUGAGAAGAAGCGAACGGCCGGUCUGCUCAGCAACGGUCUGCUGUUGCCGGAGUGCUGUUCUUCUUGA
Molecule: messenger RNA, 669 nt
Organism: Durusdinium trenchii
Lineage: Eukaryota; Dinophyceae; Suessiales; Symbiodiniaceae
Source: the annotation of a GenBank genome assembly